Molecule: messenger RNA, 6013 nt
Organism: Pectinophora gossypiella (pink bollworm)
Lineage: Eukaryota; Metazoa; Arthropoda; Insecta; Lepidoptera; Gelechiidae
Product: DENN domain-containing protein 1A-like
Exons: 14
Coding region: 203-2494 (763 amino acids)
Biological process (GO): endocytic recycling; endocytosis
Cellular component (GO): intracellular membrane-bounded organelle; cytosol
Molecular function (GO): guanyl-nucleotide exchange factor activity; phosphatidylinositol phosphate binding
Source: RefSeq, a predicted model, not a curated record
UCCGAUAGUCUGACUCAAUAAACAUCGUUUCCCUAAUUUUUUUAGAAUAUUGUGAUAAAUCACCUAAAAUGAUUAUUACCAGCCACAAAUAGCAUUCUAUGGCUUGUGAUGUUUUAUGACGUGUGAUAUUCAGACCUAGUUAUAACGAUAAAGAUACCAUGUAAGGUCUAAAAUCAAAAUUGCUACAGGUCCACGUCGAGACAUGGGUUCCAGAUUGAGAGAUACGGUACGCUAUUUAUUUGAACUGUUUUGUGAAGUGUCACCUGGUGAUCAUGUUCGAGAGCCUUAUAUUAUCAGAAAGUAUCCAGAAUCAUACAAAAAUGAAGAAGAGUUAAAAAAUGUUCCGAAGUUUGCAUUUCCAUGUCAGUUAGAAAACUCCUUUGUGCAACACUAUUCUUUUGUGCUGACCUCUGUGGACUCUAAAUAUACAUUCUGUUUUUGUCGAUAUGAUCCAAAAGCAAAUACGGCACUUGUCUUGCUAUCACAUUUACCAUGGCAUGAUCAAUUUUAUAAAUUACUUAAUUGUAUAGCAAAUCUAAUCAAUGGCCCAGAGAAGGGUGAGCUCACAUCAUUGCUGGAAGCGUGCCGGAUACGUCCGCCUAUGCCUGGACACACACUUAAAGUCACUUACAAUGCUGGUCAAAGUGUUUUCUCCUGCCAGAGUCCUGACAACAAACUACCUAGUAUUCCAGAAAAUUGCAAUCUGACGGAAUACUUCAGUGCCAUGGACACAAAAUGCAUGGCAGGCCUUUGGGCGGCAUUACUCCACGAGCGGAGGGUGGCGAUUGUAGCGUCGAAACCAUCCCGGUUAUCGGCGUGCGUACAGGCGGCCAAUGCGACGUUGUUUCCCAUGUCCUGGCAACACAUUUUUAUACCAAUCCUACCAAAACAUCUUGUAGACUACUUACUCGCACCAAUGCCUUUUCUCAUUGGAGUUCCUAGAAGUGUAAUGGAGACUGUUAGAAUGUCAGAAAUUGGAGAUGUUGUAAUAUUAGAUGUAGAUGCCAAUGAACUAAGAACUCCGUUUAAUGACUUAGAAAGUCUUCCUCCUGACAUGGUCGCGAGUUUAAAAAAAGCUUUAAGUGACAAAAAUGCUCUUGGAGACGCUGUAUCAAGAGCAUUUCUUCGAGCUUUAGUAUGUUUAAUAGGUGGCUACCGAGAUGCUAUUAGGAUCGAAAAAGGUCAACUUAUCACAUUCAAUCCUGAGGCUUUUGUUAGAACUAGGAAAAACAUGCAACAGUUCCUUACCAAAAUUCUGCAGUCUCAAAUAUUUCAGCAGUUUAUAGAUGAAAGAUUAGAUUUGCUCAAUUCGGGAAGAGGCUUUAACGACGAAUUUGAAGUGGAAUGUAAUUUUUAUGCGGAAAAGCUGGGUACAGGGAGUGGGCAAAGACUGAAACAGCAGUAUAGAGACUGGGCCAAGACUGUUAAGAAAGAAGGAGGUGCUUUUUUCAAAACAAUAAAAGAUAAGGCGAACCCUGCUAUGCAAUCGGCCGUCAAAUCGGUCCGACAGGGUGGCAAAAACGUUAAGUCAGCUGUGAAAGGACUGAAAAAUAAGAUGCCCAAGACUGGAUCGCGGCCAUCUUCUAUAAACACAACUGACGACAGCAGAUUUUCGUGCGGCUCAGCGACGCCGGUGUCUUCCAACUCCUCGGACUCGUCGCCAGCCCGCGAAGGACCGCCUCGCGAGCCUCCCCCCGCUCUCCCUCUCGACUUGCUCACAGAAAUGGAAUUCCUCUUCAAGAACACACAACGACGAGACAGUUUCCCGAAUAGUUCACUUAACUCUGAAAUCAGUUUACCGGACAAGGCGAAAACACUGUCACCAUGCCUCCCACCCCGGUUACCGGAACGUCCCAAACCCCCACUCCGAUAUCCAAUAAUUUCCACGAGGAAACUAAUCGAUAUUACGGACGCGCCGGCGCCGCCACCGCGCGCUUCGCCGGCUCCGACCAACAAUAUGCAUUUUGUCAGUAACAUUACAAAAAACGAUGCCGACGCCGCUAGUAACUUCCACACAAGCACUAUAUGCUUCUCAGAAGGAAACGACAAGGCUAAACUGAAAUUGACCCUGUCUACGAACCAGAGAAAAUUGCCGCAAUUGAAUGCGCCGGCGCCGGUUAACGGCAGCGCGCUGAAACUGUCAGCACCUCCAGUAGACGGUAGGCAGCAGGAGUCUAGAUUAGCCAGGCCGGGGCUCGGCAUACUCCGACCGCCGCCCCUAGCGCUCAGCAAGGGAAUUCUUCAAGAGUCUUGUGGCUCAGAUUCUGAUCUAAUAAAACUCGACGAUUCACCGACAAACCUCGAAGAUUUCGAUCCGCUCAAACGUCGGAAUAAAGAAAAAGUAGAACCAAUCAAGUCGACCACAGACAGUGCUCUCUUACACGAAUACGGACUUGACUUUAGCCAGUUCGGCCUGUUAGAGCUCCCGGCGGGAUCGAGUGCGCGCCCCGACACGCCCUCCUCGGUGCCCAAGGGGUGGACUACUUUCAAUUAAUACAUUUUAUAUGUUUAAACCUCAUGCUCAGUGUAUAUUUAUUUAUGUAUAGUUCGCGUACAAUACAUAAGUGAUUAAAUUUGUAACGGCUUAAUAUAACUACCUACUCACGUAAAUUUAAUUUAUUUUACGAAACUAAAAGGUGAUCUAUUGUUGUAUGAACGUGCUGUUUUGUAUAACUUAUAAAUUAUUGUACAUAGUGUCACAUAUCACAAAAUUGUAAAUUAAAUACUUAUUGUUAGCGUUAAUAAUAUUUGUAUAUGUGUAUAAAUGUGAAUUAUGUAGGUAGAAUUUGUAGGUUUGCUGCAUAUUAUGGAUUAAAUGGUAAACCACAAUAUAAUAUUAUCAAAGUGGGCCACAAAACUCGAUGUAAAAGAUGCAGUAAACUAUUGAAAAGAUAGAAAAAAUUAAUAUAUCCAUAAUAAUAUUGUUUAUGGAAGAUUAACGUCAUUCUCUUGGAAUGAUUACGUGCUCCAGUUCUUCCAAAUUGUUGUUUUGUUUGUUAUUUUUUAUUUCUUAUAACUACGGUGUCAGGAAUGUGUUAAUAUCUAGCGGGGCCAUCGGUUGUAAUAAUACUAAUCGUAACUUGCCUCAAUGUACCUCUCGAUUCUUGUAUUAACUCCAGGGAAUGUUUAACAGAAAUUCAAGAAGAGAGUUUUGUCUAUCCAACAGCGCCCUUUGUAAUUCGAAUGACUACGAACAGAACAUGUGCACCGUCCAUAUGUGUUAACACAUGUAACUCACAGUUCUUUACGUUUUACCAUAUUUCAGUGGUUUUUUUACACUUUAUUUUAGAUACAAAAUAUUGACAAUAGAGGGUAGGUAGUUGAACAAAACAGAUAUUUAAUUUUAUCAGUAAGUUGAAAGGAUAACGGCUAAUCUUAUAAUUAUAAGCAUCGUAUCCAGACGCUAAGUUGCUUGAAGGAAUAUGCGGGUUGUUUUUAUUUCCUCGCGGAUAUAAAAGAAUUUUCAAAAUAACUAGUAUUCAAGUUAGAUGUCUUCAAAGUCGUUAGCUGUAGAAGUCCGACAUGUAUCGAGAUUUAAUACAUGAAAUGAGGGGUACAUUGGGACAGAUUAACGAUCACUAUUAUUUUGAUGUACCUACUCACUUAUUAAAACUGUGGAGGUAUUGAACGAGCAAAGCAUCGCCACUAGUUUUGCAAGUCUAGCUCGAGUGGCCCCGCUAGUUAGAAGCACACGUGUCAGGCGGUGCGAUGUGUCUAGACAAUUUUAUUACAGCCAGCAGAUAUUUAGGUAGGAAAAUAUUAUUAAAAUGCAUUCGUUUUGGUGACUUAUAGGUUUUCAGAGACCACCUUAGCAUCCCUAAAACUUCGUUGUAUCAUUCGUAAAUCGUAGGUAUACCUACCUACAGUCAUGAGCAAUAUCUUGUACCCAGUUUAGAACCCUGUCGCACUAUCAUAUUUGACAUUUAAUGAGGCUUAUUGUUUAAUUUGUCAGAAAAAUUAAUGUGACAUGAUUGCAAAAUGUAUACAUAUCAGUACUCGUGACCGUACAUACAUAAUUACUUUUUGAUACAAACAAAUUCAAAUAAAACAAAACCAUAAGGAAAUGAUAUUGAUAGUUACUUUUUGUGUAAAUGUAAAAAUUUAUCGGGUAUUAUCUGUUCUGUCGACUCCGAAAGUAGUUAAGAUAUAUCUCGCCGCCUAACACUUACAUGUUUGUUGUUUUAAUAUAUUUAAAAACUAUCUUUGGUAUGGACUAUGUUUCAAGGCAAGAAUCGAGGAUAUGAACUGUUACUGGCAACAAAUUUAUUCUUAUUAUUUUAAAUGAAAUAAGUAUCUAAGUACUUAUUUAUUAACAACGAAUAAGUUAUUUCACGAGGUACGAAAAUGACAAUGUAUUUGUAGAAUAUAUGUUGAGUCUUAAAUGCCUACCAGGGUGAGUACCUGCCUAUAUUUUACUUGAAAUAUAGUUCUUACUGAAAGAGCCAACUGCGAUUUAUGUCUACUUACUCGAAAUAUUGUCAUUGAAGAGUACAAUUAGCUUUUAUAAAAUGGAGGAUUAUUAUUUUGUUAACAAUUCACAAUACUAUUGUAUACAAUACAAUACAAUUCACAACGCUAUUUAUUAUAAAAUGUAUAAUUUUUUAAGGUGCUGAACCAGGUCAAAUAAAUCGAACGCACACCGCACAUUAUGGAAUAUGCAUUUCAAAUUGAUACAUGUCUGUGAAUUAAUAAGUAUCAUUAUCGUACCUAGGUUAGGUAUGCAGCAGUACCUUAUUAUUCCCUUAUUGUUGUCCAGUCCCUUAUUAUUGUAACUACCCUACGUCGCAACAGUUACUUAUAAACCGACUAGCCUGACAAUUUCUCGACGUAGUAGUGAUACUAGACAAGUUCGGUAUAUAGAAUUUUAAAUCUACUUUCCUUAGAUUAUUUUAUGCCAUUGGGAGAUCCUGACAAUCAGUCUUUUGAAGAGGCCAGUCGGUGUAUAUAAUGUAUUGUUUAUCACUUUAUCUUGUCUGUGUUCCUUUCUUGAACUCAUUUGCAAUUAAUUUGCAACGUGUUUUUCGUUUGAUCGGUAAGUACCUAAUUGGUUUUAUUCUAAAAUCUGACAUUGACUGACAAAAGCAUGCAAUAAAAGGUGCAAUUUAUCGCCCAAUUAAAAACAAAUAGCUACCUGUAAACAUUAUUUGAAACAGUCAUGAAUGCUUAGGUACGUACAUCUGUAGAAAUCUGAAGAGAAAUUCCUACGUAUCUACACUAACGUUUUGUUUCGGAUCAGAGUGAAAUGCAUAUCUAAAUAUCUGACGUGUUACAACGACCAAUAGUGCUGCAGUUAAAACAUAAAUACUAGUCAUAGAAUUAUUCUGCUAUAAAAAUAAAUCGUGGAAUAUAUUUUCAUAUUCAUAUACUUGUUAUAAAAUAUGUAUAAUAUCUAUGUCGAAGUUAAAAUAAGGGCAAAUCCAUCUUAUGUUGUUACAACAACAUUGUUGUAGACCUGAAUACACUUUUUGUAAAGGCUGAUUUAUUACAAGCUUGUAUUAUUCGUAAAAAUACGAAAUCGUACAAAAGUUCCGUUUUUAAAUACGGGUUCGGGUCUUAUACAAUACAUGAUUGUUCCAAUCCUUCUCUCAACCGCUUGUCGUCCCAGGAAUCUUGUAGAAGUCAUAACUAACAUAAAUUACCUACGUAAUAGUUAUAUAAGUACCUGAGUAAGUUUAGUGUCACACUCACAAAUUACGAAAACUCAGUAUCCUGUAGCUAUACAUACUUAUAAGGAUCUUUUCUUCCAACGAGUUCUGACUUUGGUGGUGAGCAUAAGUUUUUGUGUGUAAUAGGUAAAUUACAUAAUAUGUAAAUAAUGUUCUUAUGAUAAUUUCGACGAAAUCAAUGUUGUCCGUUUAUACGUCGCUGCGUCCCAAGUUUAACUCUGUAAUAUGUAAAACAGCUAAACAGAUUCUCAUCAAGUAGAAUUAGGUACUUACUACAUAUUUCAAUAUUUUUAGAGCUUCCUGUUACUCUGUGCUUAGAAAUCAAGUAAAUAUUUACUGAAAUUUAA